Messenger RNA from Tachyglossus aculeatus (Australian echidna), 425 nucleotides. Its product is annotated as normal mucosa of esophagus-specific gene 1 protein-like. The transcript has 5 exons. The coding region runs from base 1 to 303 and encodes 100 amino acids. Lineage: Eukaryota; Metazoa; Chordata; Mammalia; Monotremata; Tachyglossidae. The record is from RefSeq and is a predicted model, not a curated record.
AUGCCCCGCAGGGGAGUCGUGGCCAGUUUACGGGGCACGGAAGGUGACACUGAGGCUCUGACCCAGUUCCUAGGGCUCUCCUCCAAGCUCAACCCACUGGCUACCACCGUCGCCAACGCCGGGUUGGGAGCCAUCUCCGUGUCCGUGUACUCUCUCUUCAAGACGGCCGUCAUCUUCAACAGGUCCAAAAAUCCAGAGCCAUGGGAGAACGUGGAUCCUACCCAGCCUCAAAAGUUAGUCUCGAUUAACCAGCAGUGGAAACCCAUCGAGGAACUGCAGAACGUGAGAAGGCUGACCAAGUGACCAAGAGACCAAGCCACCAGCCCCCACCCCCUGGGAAUCCAGAGGAAUCACCUCUGCGCAAAUUCACCUUCCGAACCAGUGCAUGGAGAUACUUCCGCUGCAUUCUCGGGGUCAUCCCCCAA